Messenger RNA from Cyclopterus lumpus (lumpfish), 4940 nucleotides. RefSeq names its product homeodomain-interacting protein kinase 1. The coding region runs from base 478 to 3834 and encodes 1118 amino acids. NCBI's taxonomy places the organism in Eukaryota, Metazoa, Chordata, Actinopteri, Perciformes, Cyclopteridae. Gene Ontology annotation, cellular component: cytoplasm; PML body; nucleus. The record is from RefSeq and is a predicted model, not a curated record. The transcript has 18 exons. Gene Ontology annotation, molecular function: protein tyrosine kinase activity; ATP binding; protein serine/threonine kinase activity. Gene Ontology annotation, biological process: peptidyl-serine phosphorylation; peptidyl-threonine phosphorylation; smoothened signaling pathway.
AUAUAAGGACGUGGUUGUUCCGGUGAAAAGGGGAUUUGCUGCUGGAAGGCAGGCGGUUUUAGAGUGUAAUUUAUUAUGUUUUAAUCAACAAAUGUAUAUAUUUUUUAGCAGCAGACGAUUAAGUGUAGUAUUGCUAUGACACCUGCGCGUUUUCCUUCUGGAAACUCGCUCCUGUGAGGCCUCCCCGCUGCCCGGCUCGCCAUCGACUGAAGAAACAAUGACGGCCUAGCGAGCGUCGGACGUUAGCUAGCAGGGAGCUAACGGGGAGCUAGCGGAAGCUAACGGGGAGCUAGCGGAAGCUAACGGGGAGCUAGCGGAAGCUAACGGGGAGCUAGCGGAAGCUAACGGGGAGCUAGCGGACGUAAACGGCGAGCUAACAGGCAGCUAGCAGAAGCUAACGGGGAGCUAACAGGAAGCUAACAGGGUAGCGCUGCAGUGGGAUUUAAACCUCGACGCCGUAAUAACAUCCAGGCCGCUAUGAGCUCCCAGCUGCAGGUCUUCUCUCCUCCCUCCAUCUCCUCCAGUGCCUUUUGCCGCGUGAAGAAGGUGAAGGUGGAGAGCAAUGUUUGGGACGUGUCCACCACCGACGCGUACGGCUCCCUAGCGGGCCAGUCGGCAUACACCUUUGCCCCCGCCAUGGCCGUGGCACCCUUUGCGCCAUCCCUGGUCUUCCCCCCCGCAGCACCCGGCUCCAGAGGUCAGGUGGUGGUGCGGGCAGCCGACAGCACCGGCAGUCUCCCCCGUGGAUCCAGCCGCCGCGUGGCGGAGCAGGCAGCGGCUGAAACGAGGGGGCACAGGCACGGGCAGAAGAGAAAGGUCGAGGAAACCAACGAAGGCAGCGGGAGUGGAUGUGGCAGCGUCCAAAUAUUGGAGGAGCUCUCCGCCCCCGCAGCAACCUACUCCACCCGUACCGGCGGCGGCACGGGCCAGUCCAUCCCCCACUCGGCUCCAACCACCAAGAGCAGCAGCUCCAACGGCGAAGGGGACUACCAGCUGGUGCAGCACGAGAUCCUCUGCUCCGUGUCCUGCAGCUACGAGGUGCUGGAGUUUUUAGGAAGAGGCACAUUUGGUCAAGUGGCCAAGUGCUGGAAGAGGGGUACCAAUGAGAUCGUGGCCAUCAAGAUCCUGAAGAACCAUCCCUCGUACGCUCGUCAGGGACAAAUUGAGGUGGGCAUCCUAAACCGGCUGAGUGCGGAGAAUGCUGACGAGUACAACUUUGUGCGUUCAUACGAAUGCUUCCAGCACAAGGGUCACACCUGCCUGGUGUUUGAGAUGCUGGAGCAGAACCUGUACGACUUCCUGAAGCACAGCAAGUUCAGCCCGCUCCCCCUGAGGCACAUCAGACCCAUCCUCCAGCAGGUGGCUACAGCGCUCAUGAAACUGAAGAGCCUCGGUCUGAUUCAUGCAGACCUGAAGCCCGAGAACAUCAUGCUGGUGGACCCCCUCAGACAGCCCUACAGGGUGAAGGUCAUCGACUUUGGCUCCGCCAGCCACGUGUCCAAAGCGGUCUGCUCGACCUACUUACAGUCUCGCUACUACAGGGCUCCGGAGAUCAUUUUGGGUUUGCCGUUCUGCGAGGCCAUCGACAUGUGGUCUUUGGGCUGCGUGAUUGCGGAGCUGUUUCUGGGUUGGCCCCUCUACCCCGGAGCCUCCGAGUACGACCAGAUCCGGUACAUCUCCCAGACUCAAGGCCUGCCUGCAGAAUACCUGCUGAGCGCCGGAACUAAAACCAGUCGCUUCUUCAACCGAGGACCCGACUCCAGCUACCCGCUGUGGAGGCUGAAGACUCCAUCAGAGCAUGAAAUGGAGAUGGGCAUCAAGUCCAAGGAGGCCAGGAAGUACAUCUUCAACUGUCUGGAUGACAUGAUGCAGGUAAACCUGUCUUCUCAUCUGGAGGGCACGGACAUGCUGGCCGAGAAAGCUGACCGGCGAGAGUUCAUAGACCUCUUGAAGCGGAUGCUCCGUCUGGACGCCGACAAAAGGAUCACGCCCACCAAGACUCUGGGUCACCCCUUUGUCACGAUGAGCCACCUCAUGGAUUAUCCCCACAGCUCGCAUGUGAAGUCCUGCUUCCAGAACAUGGAGAUCUGUAAGCGCCGCAACUCCUACGAUGGCAGCAAGCCGCUGUACUCCACCAGCGCGGUGCCCAGCGCUGCAGCGGGCAACCUCACCGUCACCUUCAGUAGCCAGCUCAACCAGCACAGCCAGGUGCCUUCUGCGGCGGGGGCGGUGCCGCUGCUCAACUACCAGCCCGCUCUGUACCAGCAGGCGACCAUCAACAUUCCCGGGCUCGCUCAGCAAAGCGUCCCCAUGCCGACGCGUCCCGCUGGGCUGCUGAGCCAGACAGAACCCUUCCAGCAGACGCUCAUCGUCUGCCCACCCUCCACCAUUCAAGGGCUACAGCCAUCCAGUAAGAGUUCCAGUUUCCCUGUGAGGAUGGAGAACUCUGUCCCCAUCGUACCUCAGAACCAGUCUGCCCAGUCGUUGCAGAUCCAGCCCAGUAUGCUCACACAGGUACGAGCUUGUAAGGGUUCCUGCACACCCCUGAUGGUGGCCACCCUGCACCCCCCCUCAGCAGGCAUAGCCCCCCAGUAUUCUCUCCCCCUCGGGCUGGGCACCGGGGUGGGUCGGCCCACCCUCCUGGAGCACACAGCCACCGUGCUGCAGGCCUGGCCCACUGGCACUCAGCAGAUCCUCAUCCCGUCGUCAUGGCAGCAGGUCCCAGGCGUGGCCAUCCACAGCGCCGCCCAUCAGUCAGCUGUUCCUGAAGCGCCGCUUGAAGCGCGUCACUCGAGUGCUUCUACGCAGCAGGGCCACAGCUGGAGGAGCUCCACCCAGACCAGGACCCAGCAGGAGAGGAAGAAGGUGAAGGCCAGACGGGGAGAGAACAGAAACAGGGGGAUCUCCACUGCAUCGUUACUCGCCAGCAGCGGCGUGACUCCGCUCAGUGCCACCUGGUCUCAGCCAAUCGUCAUCUCGGACACGCCCAGCCCAGCGGUCAGCAUCAUCACCAUCCACAGUGACACUGACACGGAGGAUGAGCGCAAGUUCCACCCCGCCAGCGUUGGUCUGAGCCAGCGCGCUAACGUCAUCAGCUGUGUGACGGUGCACGACUCCGACUCCUCCACCGCCAGCCCCCUGACUCCUCUGCCUCGCACACUGAACCCAGCGAGCAGCGCGUCAUCGCGCCAGGCCAAGUCUCUGGCGGUGGUGGCGCCUUCAGUCAAAACCCAGGGCUCCGAGAGAGGGGCUGCUCCCCGUGGACGCCCGGAGACGGUGACCUACAUGAAGCCUAAGAGAUCCUCCAACCGGCAGCCCUGCGGCUCGGGGGAGAGCGCGGAGCGCCACGGGCCGGUGCCGAGCCAGUCUCACCCCCUGAACCUCAGCCAGGUUCAGCCGGUGGUCUCUUCGUCUCAGGAGCGUUCCCACAGCGACUCGUCGAUGCGCCGCCAGUCGACGUUCCCUCCGGCCGUGUCCUCUCACUACAACUUCCCCGAGGUGUCGGCCCUGGCCUCGGCGCCCGGCCCCGGCCUGUACGCCUACCCGGCCUCCACGGCGCUCUCCUCGGCGUCUCAGGCCAUGGAGCAGCUGCUCGGCCGAGGCCACGCCGGCCACGGACACUCCCCCGCCGCCUAUGCAGCAACGUACGCGUCCUCCUCCAGGAGGGACUCGGCCAGUCGGAAGGACUCCGUCAGUAGUCUGCUGCACGGCCUUCCAGCAGCCUACCAGCAUCAGUUCACCGGUUCCCCCUACGUGAGCGUGACCCCCCGGGCCGAAGCCUACAGUGCCUACCAGCUGAGCCCGAGGCGCCUCACGCAGUACCCGUUCCUAUAGGCAGGAACACACUUGAACAAAGAUCCAAGUAAACUGCAUUCUGGUAGAAUAACUGUUUGUUUGCUGCUUUCGACUCAAACGCGGCGCUGCACCUCCUACUCAUUUACACGCUCUUUUGGGUCGCUUGUGUUUCUUGAAAUAUUGUUUGUAUGAUUUGAUGGUUCCCCUGACGAUGUUAUGUCGUCCAGCUUAUGUAUAAUCAUGUCAACGUGCUCACGCCUGUUCCUCUGGAGGCUUCUGAGGAGAGAGAUGAUCCUCCUGCAGCCAGCUGCUCGUCCUCCUUCCUCCUCGUGCUUCACACUAACCCGGUGUGUUUUAACUCUCAUAAUAACGUGUCUGAUUAAUCACAAAUAUGUCUAUUACUAUGUUUUAAAUUAUGUUUUGUCCGUGUGGGAAAGGAAGGUCCAUGAAGAUGUUGAAUAAGAGAAAAGCUGUGGUGAAAACUGUGAUGGAUACGUGUUAAUUUAAGUGCACAUGUGAUAGUCUGUUAAUAUAGUGACCGUGUUUAGGCAGGAUUAAUAAUGUCCUUAUGCAAUAGAAACCUUUUUUUAAAAGAAGAAAAAAAAACUGCAUCAACUUGAGUGCUGAAUGUAUUGAAGUACAGCGGAGUGACGCGAGAAACCUUGUUUUAAUUUAGUUUUGAGUUAUUAACCUUGUUUUCUGCCCCGUGGAGAGUGAAUACCGAUUGUGUAGGACCUCAAUUAUAAACCCGAUUUAUGGCCAGUUUGAGCUGUCUUUAUAUGGGGGGGGGGGUACCGUGACACUAAAUGAAGUACUCUGUAUCUGUUCACAGGUACCUUUCUUACAAAGGUCAAAGGUUGUGCUGUCUGCUAAACAUCCAUGUGAACCCCCCCCCCCCCCCCCGUCUGAUUAUAAAAGGUUGAGAUCCUGCUGCUCACACAUGAGUCGGCCCUCACAGCUGUUUCUGUGGGUUCUGAAUGCUGUUUGCAUCAGUUUUGUGUUGUAAUGUCUGAAUAUUUAACUGUAUUUCACCUUAACAUAGUAUAGUUAAGAGUCUAUUCGGUAGAACUAAUUCAGGGAAAAAAGGUUUCAGCUCAAAUAAUCCACUGUUACUGUUUUCAAUAAAAAUAACCACAUAUUCACAA